This is a messenger RNA of Phycomyces blakesleeanus NRRL 1555(-), 1236 nucleotides long. RefSeq lists its product as hypothetical. Bases 1 to 1236 code for a protein of 411 amino acids. The record is from RefSeq and is a predicted model, not a curated record. The transcript has 5 exons. Lineage: Eukaryota; Fungi; Mucoromycota; Mucoromycetes; Mucorales; Phycomycetaceae.
AUGAAUAUCAAAGAUUUACUUAACAAUGCCUCUGAGACCAGAACAAGUGGUUAUAUGCUUGAUGAUUCGUUUUUUGUUAAAUGCUCAAAUCGGAUUGAAGACUGUAUUAUUGCCCAAGCCUGUGAAAAAUCCAACAACAGGAACAAGGUUGCUACUACUGCCCCUAUGGACUUUGACAAGUUCUUGGCUGCAGGCAAUAGCAAUCACAAUGAAGCAGAGAGUAUGGACACCAAUGAUGUUCAAGUCAAGUCUGUUAAGGAAAUCAAUGAAAACAUCGACUAUAUAUCUGACAAUGACUAUGGAUAUUUGCGUGUCCGUAACCCUUACAGAGUGUACAAUGCUCCAGUAGACCAUGUCACUGAUUAUGAACAUUUUGUUCCCACACACGUGUCCAACAGUCGUGCACAGGCUGUCAGUCUGGAAUUGUUUUCCAUGUUUUUUGAGAACAACAUCUCUCAUGAAGACUAUGAUAAAUGCAUAAAAAUUGUCAACAAGUACAUGGCAGAACUUAGAUUCACUAAAGUGGAUUCACUUCUGUCAUACUACAGGGUAAAUACCUUGUUGAAGGAGAAGUACCCAGUGAAGUCCAUUGCAUACGAUAUGUGCAUAAAUGGAUGCUGCUGGUUCUCAACAGUAGAAGAAGGAGACUUCAUUGACAAGGAUGAGACAUGUCCUCAUUGCGGUGAGGACAGAUACAAAGUGGAGAGAGUGAGUGUAAAGCCUGCACAGACCUUUCAGAUCGUGCCUCUCUUAGAGCAACUGUGGUUCAAACUCGCCCACCCUGAGGAAUGGGCCAAGAUGACCUAUGGUACAAGGUGUUUGGCUGGCAGAUGUGAAGAUAUAUGUGAAGACAUCUUCGAUGGAGACGUAGUUGGACGGUUACUUGAUUGUGGAGUGGUGUCCAUGUUUGUUGACCAGUUCAACCCAUUUAAAAAUGCCAAAAUGUCAUCCUCUGUUAUUUAUGUUAUUAAUCUGAAUAUCUAUCCUAAAGAAAGAUACAAGACAGGUAACAUGAUGCAGUUGGCUAUCAUACCAGGACCUAACCAUCCAAAAGAUAUUGCUUCGUUUUUGGAGCUAGUUCUUGAUGACCUGAGAAACUUGGGGGCAAAUGACCUGCAGUUUCAGACUGAUUCUGGACUGGUGAUUGCCAAGGUUCAUCUUGUCAUGGCGACUGAAAAUACUUCAGCCGUCUCUGACUUGAUGAACCUGGCACAUCACAAUGCCCAUCACGGAUAA